Globicephala melas (long-finned pilot whale) is the source of this 1128-nucleotide messenger RNA. RefSeq names its product ring finger protein 133 (gene RNF133). The record is from RefSeq and is a predicted model, not a curated record. Lineage: Eukaryota; Metazoa; Chordata; Mammalia; Artiodactyla; Delphinidae.
AUGCAUCUACUCAAGAUUGGCACUCGGAGAAACAACACUGCCUCUUCCUGGCUCAUGAAAUUCAGUUUCCUUUGGCUGCUUAGCCAGCACUGUUGCAGAGCCAGAGCUGUUUGGACUGCAUACACGAACAUAUCAUUUCACGUUGGGAAUCGCAUGUUGUCAGAGUUGGGGGAGACUGGAGUGUUUGGAAGAAGCUCUGCUCUCAAGAGAGUGGCGGGAGUUAUCGUGCCUCCAGAGGGAAAAACGCAAAACGCAUGUAACCCCGGUACCAGUUUCAGCACAUCGAAGAACUCGGAGACGUGGCUCGCACUUGUUGAACGGGGAGGCUGUACCUUCACACAGAAGAUCAAGGUGGCCGUGGAGAAGGGAGCCAGCGGAGUGAUCAUCUAUAACUUCCUAGGAACUGGCAAUCGGGUUUUUCCCAUGUCUCAUCAGGCGUUUAAAGACAUCGUCGUGGUGAUGAUUGGUAACUUGAAAGGCAUGGAGAUUUUGCAUUUAAUUCAGAAGGGAGUUCACGUUACAGUCAUGAUUGAGGUGGGAAGAAAACACAUCAUCUGGAUGAAUCACUAUUUUGUCUCUUUUGUGAUUGUCACAACCGCUCCGCUAGCGUAUUUCAUCUUUUAUCAUAUUCAAAGACUUUGGGUAGCAAGGAUUCAGAACAGGAGAUGGCAGCGGUUAACAAGUGAUCUCAAGAAAGCAUGUGGCCAGCUUCAACUUCGGGUACUUAAAGAGGGGGACAAGGAAGUAAGUUCAAAUGGAGAUAGCUGUGUAGUUUGCUUUGAACUCUAUAAGCCUAAUGAUACAGUUCGUAUUCUGACUUGUAAACAUUUUUUCCACAAGAACUGCAUUGACCCCUGGAUUCUAGCCCGUGGGACAUGCCCCAUGUGCAAAUGUGACAUUCUUAAAGCUUUGGGGAUUCAGGUGGAUGUUGAAGAUGGAACAGAAUCUGUGCAAGUUCUAAUGUUGAAUGAAUUGCCUGGUAUCCUGUCACCUCGUGAAGAGGGCACAAGUAAUGAACUUCCUCCUGCGGGAAGGUCAAAUAAAGGGACGCACGUGGAGGAGUGCCCUACUUCUCAGAACGAUGGCCCGUCUAAUUCAGUAGCAGCAAACGUUCAUCGUCCACCUUGA